Molecule: messenger RNA, 1581 nt
Organism: Exophiala bonariae
Lineage: Eukaryota; Fungi; Ascomycota; Eurotiomycetes; Chaetothyriales; Herpotrichiellaceae
Exons: 1
Coding region: 1-1581 (526 amino acids)
Source: RefSeq, a predicted model, not a curated record
AUGGCCGCAUCUAAUGGUGGGCUUCAACGGCACAGUGUAAAGCCAGGCUUGACUUCAGUUAAUCACUCGACGGAGAAGGAUGUACUCGGAGAGUUGAGUAAUUCGAAUGACUUCAACUCUCGAGACAAUGCACCCUCGAGCUUGACAAGAAUACCGGCCGGUUAUGGCCAGGCUAGAGACGCAGACAAAAAAGAACGAAAACCACCGCAGACCAUUAAACAACUACGAGAGGCAGCUAUAGGAGCAGCUCAGGACAAUACAAGUCGUAAUGUCCCGAAGAAGAAGCCCGAGAUGGGAGGUAAAUUUCCACCUGUUCAACAAAAGAAAAAGCCUUCAUUGUUUGGCGGACUCUUCCAAGUAAAAGAGCCGACGCAAGUGGCUUUGAACCAGGUGGCCGCUCAAAUGAUCGCUCAACAUGGAUCUACCAGUCCCACCAAAGUGCCAAAUGUACGCCUCGAAAGGAUGCCCGAACAUGUUCCCAAAGUAAACACCAAGUGGGAUGGAGUUCCUGAUAGUGUCAGGCGACGGGAUCAAAGAGAGAAAGAAAUUGUGAAAGGACCGAUGAAAGAUCUCUUUUCCCUUGAUGUGUCCCGUUCUGGGAGCAGUGGACGUGAGGAUGAUGGUCGGCGACGACUCAAUAGUAGAAAUUCGAGCUCGACGACUGGGUCAUUUAGCAGCCGGGGAAGAUCAGUUGGCUCGGGCGGUAGGACGGCUCACAAUCGGUUCUAUGCUCAGUCCGUCAACUCUUCGGGAGACUUGGCCUCACAGCAGAGAGCAGAACGUGCAAAAAACGAUAGUACGCCGGCUCACUCCCACUCCGCUUCCACAUCAAGCCUGCCUGCAAGCGCCACGGACACGUUGCCAGAUAUCCCUGACUACCUACGUGAAGCGAUUGUUGCCUCUCGAUCGAAUAUCAAGCCCGAUGGUGGGGAUGAUUUGGAACAGAAUAGGAAACGAACUACGGUGCUCAUGAGACCGCCAGAAGACGCAAUUACUCGGCUCAAAAUAAGCCAGGUUCCGGCUGUUGAAGAUGUCCCAAAACACUCCAUCUCACCACUUCCGUCUCCGCACGAUUUUGCUCCUGCUACACCAUCCUCUCUCCAAGCAGGCGAUGCAUACAACUUCAGAAAUAGGAGCCCAAUUGUCGAGCAUUCAACGUCAAUGUUUCCCAGUCCAGACAGUCCAGAAUCGACAUCCAUGCCGGAGAGAAAACCACCGCCGAUCAUGACCCCAGGAUUUCUUGCUGGAGAGGCCCAAGAAUUGGUUCUCCCUGAUGACGAGAGUGAUCAACGCACCUCAGAUUUGCCCUUGCGAAGCUGGAACUCAGGUCGCUUGGACACCUCCACGACCUCUGCCUCAGUCAGAUCUCGAGUCCAACAGGAUCUGGAAAAGCGCCCGGACAGUUCUCGAGCUAGACUUGGCCUUCGUGCUAGUAUGUUGGUUCCAGAUGAUCAAAAUCCAUGGGAGCAAAUUGAACAGCAAGCACUGGGUGCUGUAUCUCCACGAAGACCGACCAGUCCUCGACUUGUCGCCAGUCCCCGGGGAAAGUUCUCUAAAAGUUUCGGUAUAUUCAACAAAUGA